CAAUGAUUUAGCGACCUUUUAGCGACUUUUCAAGGUGGAGCUGGUGACGUAGAAUAUUUACAUUUGGCAAAACUGCCCACCACCACCACCACCACCGCCAGUGACAGGUGACCACUUUAUCACCAGACACAAGACCUACGAACACGCUCACCGCUCCACCUCCACCAGCUCUACCAGCUCCACCUGCUCAGUGAACAGUUGCCUGAAGUGGUGUCAGGGGCCUAACGCCAUCUACUACCAGGAAGCGGCGGAACUGGCUGUGGGUUACCACUGCUCCUGCCGGCACAGCAUGGGCGGGCAGCAUUGUCACGGUAGUGGUGGGCAGCGUGGCGCGACCAAGCCCUGAGGCGAAGGCCAUGUCGGCAGGGCAGGAGGUGCUAGUGGUGGUGUUCAGCACCGCUAUGCCCGUGCUGGUGUUGGAAUUGGUGUUGGUGAUCGUGUGCAUGAAGCGGAAACGCGUACGUGACUGCCCGCGUCGGGAUGAGGAGGCGCGGCGUCAGAACGAGCAGAACAUGGUGCACAACGCUGUGGGCGCCGUCAACAGUGUCUGGACCACCACAUGAUCUACUCCCUAAACUUCCCCAUCAAGAAACCCUUCAACACCGUGCCACCGCCUCCCCCCCUUGCAUCACCCACACGACACCCACCUCCACCACCAUCACCUCAACGAUCACGACUACAAGAAUCCCGCGAAGAACGCAUACUCCGCAGUGCCCAUGCGCAGCAGCAGGACUCAACAAGGAUGUGUCGCUGCUCUCGCUGGCUGACCGCCUUGAGAAGGACAUUGAGGCACCGCCCAGCCCCGCGUCACGCCCACCUAGGACUCCAGCGCCCCAUGCAAGGUGUUCCGGAAUUCCUUCCUGCCGCGCACAUACAGCCACAGGCUUGAAAUCAAGCGACCGCCGGCAGAGAGGAGCCUUCUCCUGGACUUUUGACGAGUACCUUGUUGAAGCACAGAACAUAGACAGCGUUGGAAAUUGGACUAGUACAGUUUGACCAGGGUCCAACAUUGCACCAGGAUGAAGUGAUACACGUGUGUAGAGGUGCCAGGAGGACGGACUCUUGGAACAAGCCUUCCGACAACAGUCAUCAGCCAUCAGCCAUCAGGCAAGCGUGGCGGAACCACUCUGUUGAUUUCCAGCAGCAAAACGUGCGGGAAACACACCACCGAGUAGCUUUCACACGGCUGACAGUGUCCACUCACUCUCUGGCGGUAGAAGUAGUCGGUGGAGGGGGGAGGGUAGGCGAGGACGCAGCCGCUUGCACCUGGAGGAACGUGUGUGUGUGUGUGUGUGUGUGUGUGUGUGUGUGUGUGUGUGUGUGUGUGUGUGUGUGUGUGUGUGUGUGUG
Molecule: messenger RNA, 1349 nt
Organism: Portunus trituberculatus (swimming crab)
Lineage: Eukaryota; Metazoa; Arthropoda; Malacostraca; Decapoda; Portunidae
Exons: 4
Coding region: 481-996 (171 amino acids)
Source: RefSeq, a predicted model, not a curated record